AUGCGAGAAAGUCUCAGGGAGAAAGACCUGCUGAAAGGUUACCUGGAGGAGCAUCCUUACAGCCAGGCCUACAGGUUCAUUCAGAAACAACCGGGAGUAACUUACAAAUCCAUGAGGAACUACCUGGAUCUGUAUUAUGUUGGCACCGUCAGAAUUGGAACGCCCCCUCAGAAGUUCAAGGUCAUCUUCGACACGGGCUCCGCUGACCUGUGGGUGCCCUCCAUCUACUGCUCCAGCCGAGCCUGUGUCAGACACACCGUCUUCAACCCGAAGAGGUCCUCCACCUUCCGGUCCACGAACCGGUCCAUCGCUCUCCACUACGGCUCUGGGAGCAUGACGGGAUUUCUCGGCUAUGACACCGUUAAGUGGCACCUCCCUGCCGGCCUCCAUCCCAGCUCAGGCCCAGCCCUGCUCCCCGAUAUCCACACGACAACACCCCCCCCCCUUCUCACACAGAUCGGGAAACUUGUCGGCCGGUCCCAGGCGUUUGGCCUGAGCAAGACGGAGGUCAGCAAGAUCUUGGAAUUCGGGGCUUUCGAUGGCAUCCUGGGCCUGAGCUACCCCGACCUGGCACUCACCGGUACCACUCCUGUCUUCGACAACUUGUUGGCACAGGGCGCCAUUUCUCAGAAACUUUUUGCCUUCUACUUGAGCAGCAACGAGAAGAAGGGCAGCAUGGUGAUGUUCGGUGGGGUGGACCACUCCUACUACAAGGGACAGCUCAAGUGGGUGCCCGUGAGCAAAGGGGGCUUCUGGCAGAUAACUGUGGACAGGAUCUCCAUGGACGGGCGGGUCAUCGCUUGUGAAGGCAGCUGCGAGGCCAUUGUCGAUACCGGGACCACACUGCUGACGGGCCCGAAUUACGAUAUCUUCGACAUCCUGAAGACCAUCAACGCCCAGACGACCAGCACUGGCGAGUACGUGGUCAGCUGCAAUGCCAUCAACACCCUGCCUGACAUCGUCUUCACCAUCAAUGGCGUCAAGUACCCGGUGCCGGCCAAGGCCUACAUCCGGAAGGGUCUCUUUGACACCUGCUACAGCAACUUUGAUGACUCCUUAAGCCACUCUACUCUCUGGAUCCUGGGGGACGUCUUCCUGAGGCUGUAUUUCACGGUUUUCGAUCGGGAAAACAACAGGAUUGGCCUGGCCCCUGCGGUGGCAUGAACGCUGGCGCUGCUCCAGGAAGCGGCCCCACCCGCCCCAAACAUGCUCCCACACGGAGUCUAGGUGUUCCCGCCCCGGGGGAACCGGCUACAACCAAAUCUGCUGCUCCAAGAAGCCCUCUUCUCAGUGGAAAAUAAAGGGUCUCAUCCUCAAGGGUGCAGACAUGAAUGGUGCCUCUCUUUGGGGGUGGGAAGUGCCUCAGAGCCUGG
Molecule: messenger RNA, 1373 nt
Organism: Phyllostomus discolor (pale spear-nosed bat)
Lineage: Eukaryota; Metazoa; Chordata; Mammalia; Chiroptera; Phyllostomidae
Product: pepsin F-like
Exons: 8
Coding region: 1-1164 (387 amino acids)
Biological process (GO): proteolysis
Molecular function (GO): aspartic-type endopeptidase activity
Source: RefSeq, a predicted model, not a curated record